Paramecium octaurelia is the source of this 694-nucleotide messenger RNA. The record is from the annotation of a GenBank genome assembly. NCBI's taxonomy places the organism in Eukaryota, Ciliophora, Oligohymenophorea, Peniculida, Parameciidae.
AUGCUGUUUUCUGAAUUGUCUCCAUUUGCUUCAUCAUUUUCCUCUAUUAUUGUGUCAGAAAUAGGAGAUAAGGUAUUUGAAAUACAUAUGAUAGACAUUCUUCAUUACAGCAAUUUUGGGAAUGACUUAUUCAAUGAGUUUGGUAUUUUUGGGUUCAUACACAGCAAUGGUCUUGAUGACUUUAUUGUCUUGCUUCUUUGGAUAUUUGUUACCUUAAAUUUUGAAUCCAACUUACACACAUGCAAUAGCUUGUGCGAUGUUUUUUUAUUUUGGAUAAAAAUUGUUGAGGGAGUUCUGGAGUUCAGAGGAGAAUGAAAAUGACGAUGAAGAGUAGGAGGCAGCUUUAGAAGUGAAUAAGGUCAAGUCAAAGCUUAGCAAAUAAUCAGAUGCAAAGAAUGUAUCAAACUUGGAAGUCUUGAGAGCUGCAAUUGCAUUAACCUUUUUAGCAGAAUGGGGAGACAGAAGUCAGAUUACAACCAUUGCAUUGGCUACUGAAGAGACUUUCGUAGUACUAGUUGGUGCACUGCUUGGUCACUUUAUCUGCACAAGUACAGCAGUACUUGGAGGAAAAAUGAUCUCAUCAAAAAUUUCUGAAAAAUACGUAUUAUAUUUAAAAGAUUUAAUUUAGAUUCAUCUCUGUGGAGGUAUUCUAUUUGUCUUAUUUGGACUGCAUAACAUUAAAAUGCUUUUAUGA